AAAAAUAUGGUUUUAAUGAAAAGUUGUUGUUGUUUUAAAACCAUAAGGAACGGUAGUUUUGCCAGUGCUAUAUACACUAUGAUUUUGUAUGUAAUAGUGAUGACUGCCUGUACUUUUCAUAUGCACGCUGUCUAUGAAGAUAUUGAGAUGCUGUCGUUUACAUUACUAAUGAUUUGUUUGGCUAUUAUUAUGGUUAUCACAUCAAUACUAUUGUUAAUCGGUUUGUGUGCCGAUAAUGGCCAGCUAUACGUGCCCUGGAUGGUUAGCAUUAUAUUGACCAUUACAAUGGAUCCGUUCAAAGCAGUCAUAUUUGUUAUCGAUUUUAUCAUAUGUGGUAUUAAUGUAAGUGACACUUAG
Molecule: messenger RNA, 357 nt
Organism: Oppia nitens
Lineage: Eukaryota; Metazoa; Arthropoda; Arachnida; Sarcoptiformes; Oppiidae
Exons: 5
Coding region: 7-357 (116 amino acids)
Source: RefSeq, a predicted model, not a curated record